GGAAAAAAAGAAAAAGAAGAAUAAAAGAAAGAAGAAAAGAAACUACUACUCUCUCUCUUUCUUUCUCUUUCUUAAUUCGCGAUUAAAUAACGAUGAACAACUUCAACUUCAGUGAAUUGUGUUGCCUGUUUUGCUGUCCGCCCUGCCCAUCGAGAAUCGCCGCUAAGCUAGCGUUCCUACCUCCGGAACCUACGUACACGUUUAUCGAGGACGAGGGUUCCUCGAAGUUUACGAUAUCAUUAUCGGAACGUGCCGAGUGGCAAUACAACGAGAGAGAACUGGAAUCCGUAGAAGGUUUUUACGCGAGAACGUCUCGAGGAAAUCGUAUAGCAUGCGUAUUUGUACGUUGUUCGGCAACGGCACGAUUCACAUUAUUAUUCUCCCACGGAAACGCCGUAGAUCUUGGCCAGAUGUCUAGCGUCUAUCUUGGAUUAGGAUCAAGGAUUAAUUGCAAUAUAUUCAGUUACGAUUAUUCGGGAUAUGGAUUAUCAAAUGGUAAACCAUCGGAGAAGAACCUUUAUGCCGAUAUUAACGCUGCCUGGCAUGCUCUAAGAACGCGAUACGGUAUCAGCCCGGAAAAUAUUAUUCUCUAUGGUCAAAGUAUCGGAACCGUGCCCACCGUCGAUCUUGCUACAAGAUACGAGGUUGGCGCGGUCGUUCUGCAUUCGCCGCUCAUGUCCGGCAUGCGUGUUGCAUUUCGAAGUACUAAGAGAACUUGGUUCUUCGACGCCUUUGCCAAUAUAGAUAAGGUACCCAAAGUAACGUCUCCAGUUUUGGUUAUUCAUGGUACUUCAGACGACGUUAUAGAUUUCAGUCAUGGACAAGCUAUUUAUGAGAGGUGUCCGAGAGCUGUGGAACCAUUGUGGAUUGAUGGAGCCGGUCACAAUGACGUAGAACUUUACAACCAAUAUUAUGAACGACUGAAGCAAUUUGUAAGCAUAGAAUUGGUAAACUGACGGCGACUAAGCCUCUCCCAGAGU
This is a messenger RNA of Polistes dominula (European paper wasp), 980 nucleotides long. Its product is annotated as alpha/beta hydrolase domain-containing protein 17B. Gene Ontology annotation, biological process: protein depalmitoylation. Gene Ontology annotation, cellular component: plasma membrane; endosome membrane. Gene Ontology annotation, molecular function: palmitoyl-(protein) hydrolase activity. NCBI's taxonomy places the organism in Eukaryota, Metazoa, Arthropoda, Insecta, Hymenoptera, Vespidae. The record is from RefSeq and is a predicted model, not a curated record.